Molecule: messenger RNA, 1758 nt
Organism: Spodoptera frugiperda (fall armyworm)
Lineage: Eukaryota; Metazoa; Arthropoda; Insecta; Lepidoptera; Noctuidae
Product: deoxycytidylate deaminase
Exons: 5
Coding region: 145-747 (200 amino acids)
Biological process (GO): dUMP biosynthetic process; dTMP biosynthetic process
Cellular component (GO): cytoplasm
Molecular function (GO): zinc ion binding; dCMP deaminase activity
Source: RefSeq, a predicted model, not a curated record
CAGUUACAGAUUCAACGUAUUUUUAUAUUUGUCGCUGACGGGUGACGGCCGACGACUGAUAGCUUAUCAACAACUGCAACUGGUAGCCAAUGAGGGAAAAACAUAACCAAAAUCGUGUAUAUAAAUAAACCUCAAUUACAAACAAUGGACAUUAAUAAUUUAACCGCGAAAAUGAGCUUAGAGGACGGCGCCUCCCCUGCUAAAUCUAGAAAGAGAGAAGGUUGUUUAAAAUGGGAAGAGUUUUUUAUGGCGAACGCAGUACUAGCUGCACAGCGCAGCAAAGAUCCGGAAUGUCAGGUCGGAGCGUGUAUUGUGAACUCUGCGAAGAGAAUAGUUGGUGUUGGAUAUAAUGGCAUGCCUAAUGGUUGCUCCGACGACAUUUUUGAAUGGAAGAAAGAUCUCAAACAAUUGUAUGUUUGCCAUGCAGAAAUGAAUGCCAUUCUCAACAAGAACGUGAUUGAUGUAAAGGGGUGCGAUCUAUACGUCACCCGGUUCCCUUGCAACGAAUGUGCUAAAGUGAUCAUCCAAUCCGGUAUCUCGACGAUUUAUUUUCUCGAAGAUAAACACCCAGAAAGGCAAAUGUAUGUCGCUGCCAAAAAGAUGUUUGUAGCUGCUGGUGUGGCAGUGCGACAAUUCACAACCGACCGCAAGGAAAACAUCGAAAUUAGAUUAAGAAUUAGCCCUAAACCACAGCCUGAACCACAGUCUGAAUCACAGCCUGAAUCACAGGCUGGAAGCACAGCCUGAACCCAAUGUUUGAUAUAAUUUUAUUUGUUCGUACAGUCAACCAAGUUAUUUGGUAUACAAGCGAGAAGAUUAAGGUUGAUUCAGUACAGACAGAGACCGCUGUUGCUAUUCUAAAUUUUAUACUUGUUGAAGAAGCUACUUAAACAAAAAGGAGGAGGUACUAUGUUCGGAUGUUUACUAUUUUAUUUUUAUCACUUACUUUCCAAGCAAUGGUGACUGUGUCUAUACUGAAUCUUUCCUUACCUGUACACCAAAUAGCUUAGCCGACUGUACAUAGAAGGUGCUAUACGUAUUUUUAUACAUGUGAUAUUUUAACGUGGUUACGUUUCACCAUUCUCCAGUUCGACGUUUCUUGUUUCUAGUCACCGUGACCAUUUUAUUUUAACUUAAAUAUUAUCUAAAAAACCGAAUUUGUAUCUUAUUUGUUUCAUAUUUUAAUACAUUUAGGUCAAAAUAUAAAUGGUGACGGUAAUUACAAACGUCAAACUGUUGAAUGGCCGUUUAUAUUGACGAUUUCAGAAGCUAGUGAAUGAAACAGAAAUGUAAAUAAAUUUGUAAAAUAAAAUUUUAUUACUUUAUGUACAAGAUGACACGGGUACAGAUACUCCGAUCACACCACUUGAAUACAAUUAAAAUCAACAAUCAAAUGUGAUUUAUUAUAACUUAAUUGAACAUAUUUUGUGUAAAAUAAACAUCAACUACAUCCACUGAAUAAAAUACAUUUGUAUAUUAAUGAAAUAAAUUAAAAAUAGAAAGGAAUAAAAGUUUUUUAUUCAGAUCUUGCCUACAAUGUGUAGGUGCAAAUGUUGCCGAGCGUCUGUAUCCUAUAAUAAUAUAUUAAGCUGAACAUUUCAUUCAGUGAAUGUUGUCUUGGAAAUGAACUGAUCAAGUGUGUUCAACACAACAUAAGUGCAUGUAUUGUUACAAUUUGGAGUAUUCAAUUAUAUAAUUAUUGUCCAAACUUUACACAUAUCUACAAAAAAAGAAAAAAAUAAACUAAUUCCAAUGCAA